Aspergillus glaucus CBS 516.65 is the source of this 2439-nucleotide messenger RNA. RefSeq lists its product as uncharacterized. NCBI's taxonomy places the organism in Eukaryota, Fungi, Ascomycota, Eurotiomycetes, Eurotiales, Aspergillaceae. Gene Ontology annotation, molecular function: DNA-binding transcription factor activity, RNA polymerase II-specific; sequence-specific DNA binding; zinc ion binding. The record is from RefSeq and is a predicted model, not a curated record. The transcript has 3 exons. The coding region runs from base 203 to 2221 and encodes 672 amino acids. Gene Ontology annotation, cellular component: nucleus. Gene Ontology annotation, biological process: positive regulation of transcription by RNA polymerase II.
CCCCCCCGCCGGAGAACCGAAAAGUCUCUGGGGAAACCCUUGAUCCUUUGAGCCUCACCCCCCGGUCUCCCCGGAUCUGUCCUUGUCUAAACAUUCAAUCCUUCUUAUAAUGCUAUUUCUCUCUUCUACUUUGUCCGUUCUCAGUAUAUCGCCCUGAUCAUGUCCUGAAGCAUGGAAUAGCCCCCAUUGCGUCAUCGUCUCCAUGGACAGCAAAACCAGACUGCGCAAGGCCUGCGAUGCCUGCAGUAUCCGCAAGGUCAAGUGCGACACCAGUGGCCCGCCCUGUCGCUCCUGUGCCAGUCUGGACAUUCCGUGUACCUACGAACGACCAAGCCGACGACGCGGUCCCCCGAAUCGCCAUGCUGAAGCCAUUAAGAAACAGAAACUGGGCCCAAGCCCAGGAUCUGCUGCCACUGCUUCCGUGGGCUCUCCAACGGCGUCGCCCAGUCCCUCAACUUCCGACAUAGCAUCAGCGCCAGUUCCGCCGCCGCCUACUAGUACCACUACCUCCUGGAUGUCUGCGGAAUCGAUAUGCCCAUUACCCACAGUACGAUUGCUCAUCGACGAUUUCUUCACCUAUAUCCAUCCGUUAGUCCCCGUACCGCACGAACCUACCUUUCGCGCAGCAUUCGAGCGUCGCGAGGAUGUUACAAAUCCUACCUUUUUGGCCCUCCUGGCCGGCAUGAUCGGGUCGCUGGUCGCGUCGUUCCCCAGGCGGCCAAAGCAACAUUUAAGGACGGCAGCUGAAAAGGCUGCAUUUCCACACUCAAUGGCCCUGGUCAAGCGGUGCCAUGAUGUUGCAGUGCAGGCACGCGGGACUGGAUACCUCGAUCGGACGGCCACGGUUUAUGACGCGGCCAUAAGCUACUUCCUGGGACUUUGCGCAGGGUAUGUGUGGAAUAUGCGACGCUGCCGUGCCUAUCUAGCGGAAUGCCGUACGAUGUUGCAGGUGUAUGAUUUGUGUCGGCAGUCCCCGAGAUUAGCUGGCAGCAAUCCCACGAGCCCGGCUUCGCCAGAUUUAGAUCCAAUGGCUGCUGGUGCAACACUCGCAGAUGGGUAUCAAGUCGAUAUUAUCCAGCAGGAAUUGGGGCGGCGUCUCUUUUACACGACCCUGGUGGGAUUUCGAACGUUACAACAAAUGGGCUCCAUGGACAUCAGCGCUCACUUUCCGCCGGAAACUCCGACAGAGCGGUACCCUCCUCUGCCUAUGGAGAUUGAUGAUGAAUUCCUGUUCUCGACGCAUGCAGGGCCGCAACCACCCAGCACGGUCUCGCGUCUGGCGGGGUUCAACGCGAACGUGCGAGUUUUCAAUUCGUACAACUCGCUCCACGCAUGGGAACUUGCAUUCGGGAGUGGUCUGAUCUUCGAUUAUGAGCGACAACGAAGCUUACUCUGGGAGUGUCUACAGAAUUGCAAAAAUGCGUUGGCCCAUGUACCACGCGAAUUAUCCCUCCAAUGGACACUGGCAACACCAGUAAGUCCAGAACAGCGCAAGUUCGAUCCCGUCCGAGCCGCCAUGGAAGACCCGGACGCACAAGAUCGUCGCGCCAUCCAGUACGAGAUUCAGAAGGCGAACAUCUACGCUUCGCAACUAGGCACACGGUCAUACCUGGUGGAAAAGUACUGGAACAUUUACGGGGCUCAUCAGAAAAUGAUGCAUCAGAAACCGUUAGAACACGGAUCCCCUGCGACCCCAGGGUCGACGGUGAAGCUGGAGGGCGAAUCACCGGGGGAUAUUGCGAUGCUGCAGUAUACACAUGCGCAGGCUGAUUUCAUCGGUCGUAUGAUGGCGGAGGAACGCCGGCUGGUCAUUCGCGAUCUCAUGGUCUUGCUGCGUUCUGUCAACGAGAUCAACAUGGAGCCUAAUGGCGUUAGCAUUACCUCCAAAAUCCGCCAAGUAGCCUCCACCCUCCUAAACUACCCCGGCACCUUCGACGACCACUCUCCAUACCACACAGCCACCGACUCCUCCGCACCAGGCCCGCACCCCCUAACCAUGGCCGAAACACAAACCUACCUCCACGCCUUCAUCGACACCCUCAUGCGCCUCGAGGGUCUAUCCGCCCCCGCGACGACAGCAAGUAGUCCGCAGCAGUACGGGCGGAGCAUGAGCUAUCUGAGUGACCAUGAUCGAGAUGAAGAGGAGCUGAGGCAAUGGGCUAGUGUGAAGGAGUUUCAGAAGAAGUUUGCGGAGGCCGGGGGUGUUUUGUCGGAGCUUUAAAUUGGAUCGGUUUGGUAUGGAGUUGGGUUAUUUGCUUGGUUUUUUAUUUGCGUCUUUCUUUUGUUGUUUUCACAUUACGAUGGAUGACUUGGUUAUGUUUUUAUAUUAUUCUCCUAGGGUGGGUUUCUGAUCUAGGCAAUGCAUUAUUCAAUUGAUUCAAAUUUAGGAUUGGAUUAGGAUAUAUCAGCUCCAAAGCAUGAUAUACAAUACCUGCUAGU